UGCGCAGCGUCGACGGCGGCGUUCUGACAGGUUUGGAUUUGGCAUGCUGAAAAGCCCCCGAGCACAGCGGACAGUUACAAAAACAAAAGAACAAAACGAAAACACAACAACACAAAAUGCUUGAAAAGCCGAAGCCGAAGCCGUAGACGAGACGAUGCCGAUGCCGACGCCGUUGCCAGUGCCGUGGCUGUUGCCGUUGCCGACGCCGACGUCGACACCGACGCAACGCCGACGCAGACGCCUCGUUUGCCAACUCGAUAAAAGUGUGUGCUAGAUGACGUUACCGUUACCGGUCGUGAUUGUUGUUGUUGCUGUUGUUGCUGCUGCUUUCAGCGCUGCUGCUGCUGCGGCUGCUGCUGUUCACAUUUGGAUAAUAAAACUGGCAACGCGCACUCGAGCGCCAAGUUAAUUUGCAAACGCUGCUCAUACGCUGCGGAGGCAAGAAGCAAAGCGAAAACGUAAAGCAGCAAGAACGCCUCCGGCCAGAGGCUUACACGGUCGCCGUCACAGUGUUCCCCCCAGUGUGCCCAAAGCGCGUGCGUGCUCAGCGUCCAGUUUGGCCUUAUUCGCAUUGACAGCGACAGCCACAUCCACAUACCCAAACGCACACAGUCAAAACAAACGCCCGCCGCAGUCUUCAUCUCGUGUCGUUCCUAGUAAGUCAUUUUUGUUCGAGCAUUCUUUCUGUUCCGUCGCAUUUUGGAAAUCAGUCGCGAUUUCUUGCGCGCUUCUCUCAUUUAACGGCUCUUCACUGCGCGGCAAAACGAGUGCUAAUAAUACAAAAAUAAUAAUAAUAAUAAUAGAAAUUACACAAAUUAUUUAACUACACCAGUUACGGUAGCAUAAUUAGGCACUAAAAUUGCUUAUGUGAUUUUCGCAAGUUUCAAAGUGAAAACAUUGUUAUAUAUACUAAAUUUUUUAAAAUACGCUAAAAAAAUUCGGCGAAGGCUGCCAGCAAAAUCGUCUCGAUGAUUGACUCCCGAGUGCUCAAAGCGAAGACGAAAAGUGUGCCCAGCAAUUUGCACAAUUUUCCGUUAUAACGAAUGCCACAACAAAGCAAAGACAGCAGACACCAAAGCAACCGUCAGGACAACACUAAAAGCUUUUCAGAUAUAUUUAACUGUAGACAAUAAGUAGCCAAUGCCAAAUAGAAUGAUAAUGGAUAAAUCUGAGGCAGCCGGCGAAAACGCUUGGACCAAGCUGCUCACCGAGGACACCAGCAAGAAGCCCGAGAUUGUCAAAUCCACAAUCAUCAACAACAACAAGGAGCUUAACACGAAGGCGACAGCAGCGCUUAACGUGGAGCAGCUGAGCACAGCAGACGUAGGCGCCGGCGCAGGCGUCAAUACGCUGCCUCCCAGCGCAGGCGCUGAUCCCGUUGCCGAUGCCAGCGCCAAUGGCGAGCAGGCCUACAAUCGCAGCGCCACCUAUGGGUCGGGCAUCAACAGCGCCGGCGGCGAGUCCAGCGGCAGUGGAACUCUGCUCUCGCGCAAGGAAUCGUUCCUGGGCUCAUUUCACAAGCAAAUCAGGCGCUCCAUAAAGGCGGUCAGCGAGUCGCCGGGACCAUUAACUAGGUGAGUGUUAAGACUCUUA
Molecule: messenger RNA, 1593 nt
Organism: Drosophila montana
Lineage: Eukaryota; Metazoa; Arthropoda; Insecta; Diptera; Drosophilidae
Exons: 2
Coding region: 1141-1578 (145 amino acids)
Source: RefSeq, a predicted model, not a curated record